Toxotes jaculatrix (banded archerfish) is the source of this 4540-nucleotide messenger RNA. RefSeq names its product opioid binding protein/cell adhesion molecule-like (gene opcml). The coding region runs from base 517 to 1548 and encodes 343 amino acids. The transcript has 7 exons. NCBI's taxonomy places the organism in Eukaryota, Metazoa, Chordata, Actinopteri, Toxotidae. Gene Ontology annotation, cellular component: neuron projection. The record is from RefSeq and is a predicted model, not a curated record.
AAAGAUACUGAAGCGAAUUCGGUCUUUGGCUUUGAGUGUUCACGACAAAAAGAAAAGAGAACAUCGAGGGAGAGAGAGAGAGAGCGAGAGAGAGGGGGGAAAAACAUACCAGGAGACUUGGCCGAUGCAUCUCUGCGAGAGCAUCCAUUUCACGGCGAUUACUGUUUGAAGCGGAGGAGACGGUGCGCAUUUCUCUGAGAAACGCGUUGCUUUUCUGUCCUCCACAAGUCAGUUUCCUAGAGCGGCUGACGGGCGGGAAGACACUUUUUUUUUCAGCCCCCCUCCUCCUGCGUUUAUCGACACGGACAGUAUUUCAUAACAAGCCUGUUUACUUGGAGCAGAAAAACCAGGUCGACCGCAGUUCUAGUAGGCUUAUACUGCAUCUUGUUUGUGGAGUGGAAUUUGCGAUCCGCAGCUGAAGACGCAAAAAAAAAAGGAAUAUCAGACGGUUUAAGUUUUCCUGGAAGUUGCGCAGUGACAGAGAAAAAAAGAAAAGGAAAAAGAAAAAGAAAAAACAUGGGAAUUUGUGGCCAUUUGGCGGUGCCUGGGAAAUGCCUUGUCGUUCUCGGACUUAAAUUGUUAUUCCUUGUACCUGCAGGAGUUCCAGCCAGAAGCGGGGAUUCUGUAUUAAAGGACAACAUCACCGUCAGACAGGGGGACAGCGCCGUCUUAAAAUGCAAUGUGGACAGCAAAGUAUCUCGAGUGGCAUGGCUCAAUCGCACCACCAUACUAUUCGCAGGAAGUGAGAAGUGGUCUCUGGACCCUCGCGUCAUCCUGAUGGAAAACACAGCCGUCACAGAGUACAGCAUCAAGAUCCAAAAUGUGGACGUCCACGACGAGGGGCCGUAUGUCUGCUCCAUUCUCACAAACAAGAAACCAAAAUCCACCAAAGUGCACCUCAUCGUUCAAGUACCCGCAAGGAUCACUAACAUAUCAAAGGACAUCACAGUGAAUGAGGGCAGCAACGUUAAUCUCAUGUGCUUGGCGGUGGGUCGACCUGAGGCCAACAUCAUAUGGAAGCAUCAUUCGCCAAGAGGCACCCAUAAAUUUGUGACGGAGGGGGAACAUCUGGAGCUGACGGCCAUCACCAAAGAGCAGUCGGGAUCAUAUGAGUGCAUCGCUUCUAAUGACAUCUCAAGCCCUGAUGUCAGGACAGUGCAAGUCACAGUCAACUAUCCUCCCUUCAUUUCUAAGGCAAGGAGUACGGGUACUCCUGUUGGACAAAAAGGAGUCCUGCAAUGCGAAGCCUCUGCUGUCCCGAGGGCAGAUUUUGAGUGGUACAAAGAAGACCGCAGGCUCUUCAACGGACUAAAUGGGGUUAAGAUAGAGAAUCAGGGUAAACAGUCAAUGCUCGUCUUUUUCAAUGUCUCAGAAGAGGACUAUGGAAACUACACUUGCGUUGCCACGAACACCAUGGGAAUCACUAAUGCCAGCAUAAUCCUUUAUGGUCCUGGUGCGAUGCACGAUGUGAACGGAGGCGCAGUGCUGCCCCGUUGCUCCGUAUGUCUCCUGCUGACUGUAACCUUAGUCCACCUGCUGAAGUUCUGAUGUGAAAUGUGACAACCUUCAAGCUUCUCUCAGCAUUGAACAGCAAGAACAGACUAUUAGUCCUAUUAGAAGAAUGGAAACCCAAGAGCGCCAGUGGUUCACCUUUAGUUAUCUUUCUUUUUUUUUAUUUUAUUUGAUUGGGUUUUUUUUCUGUCUGCCUUUGCAACAGAGUCUGUUCUCUGUUGGCUCGCCCAGAGUGAGAGGCAUCAAUCCAAGGAAGGGAAAAAUUUGAAUCAUGCACUAAUUUGAUGAUGGCAGAACAACUGAGUUUGUGUCUCCCCCAAACCUUUUUGUAUGUGGAAAGGGAAAAAAAGAAAAAAAAUUACAUGUAACUGUUGAUAGUUGACUGUUUAUUGCCCAAUAUUGAAGUGUACAUUCAGAUAAUUAUUAUUGUGUCACGUCCUGUUCAAUAUCUGUACAAUACCAUUAAGCUUUUUUUUUUUAAGUAAACAACAAAAAAGGGAAAAAAAAAUGUAAUGUGAUUGUUGAAUUUUACUGUAUUUUUACAGUCGUAUGCAAAACAGAAUAACAGAUCGUUCAUGAGAAACAGUUCGGAAUAAUAAAUAGUACACCAUGAUUUCUCAGGCAAUGUCCUACAUCAUAGUGCAUCUGAAUUUUGAUUUCUAUUGUAGUGUGUGUAGAAAAUGUACAAAUGUGUACAGACAAUUCCUGCACUGUUGUUUUUUUUUCAAAAUGCAUACACUAUCAAAGUGCAUAUCUGAAACACCUAAUCACAGUGUCAUAGCAGCUUCAUGGCAUAUUCAUACUCGAUCCAGAAGAAUCUGAAAUGAGAUUUUCAGACUCAAAAACAUUUAAGUGAAGUAUCAUUUAGGGCAGAAAUGUCGGUCACCUCAUUCUCUGCAAUGACAAAUGAAAUCAUGUAAAGCUGAAACUUGUUUCAUAGAACUGUUAACCUGCUGAUGGUACAGGUAAAGGCUCAUGUUAGCGGGUGGUCUAAUUAGCAACUUCGCACUGAGCUGGCUUCUCACUAAGUGGUGCUGGUAAUUUAGGGAACUACAUUUGAUUUGUAAAAGUACAUUUUCCUCAAACAGCGGAUGAUAUUUUGGGCUUUUAAAGUCUUGUUUUUAAGCCGCUGACUUGAUAACUUACUGUCAGAGUAAGUUAUCAAGUCAUCUCCAAAAUCUGCAAAACCACAUUCAUAUUUAAUGUUCAGCCGUUCCGUGCGUUUCUCAGGCAGCCACAGUGGUCCACAAGUUUCCUUGGUUGAGCAGUGGACUUUUAUGCAACUGAGGCUUUUUGUUUGGAUUUGCAGAAGCAGCCAAACAGGCUGCAGCUUAUCACAAAUCAUGUUCUGGUUCAAUUUUUGUUUGUUGGUUUGUUUGUUUUUUUUUCUGUUUAUCUGCAAGUAAGAAAUAAAUGGUCCAGUACUUUAUAAUGAAUGGUUGUCUUGUUUAACAUAUCUCUUAAAAACCUAAAUGUCAUUUGUUUUCAUUCAUAUCUGUGUGAUUCUUUUUUUCUUGAUCAUUAUUAAUUUUGUAUUUUUGCUAACUUUAUUGCUGUUAUGGUGUAGUCGUUGUAAUGGUAAUGGUAAUGCUAAUGAAAGUGUGCACUGUGUUACCACUACAUGCUACAAUACCACCUUCAAGGAGCUAAUUAAAGGAUCAUACUGCUGUUUUUGUUCUGUCUUAAUCUAUUACUGUACUAAAAUGAAUUUACAGGCUAAAAUCAGCUUAAGUUUUAAGUAAUCCAUCACAAUGAAAACAGACAUUAUGUUCAUUGUGAUGGUUUACUUAUAAGUUCAUUUGAUCUUAAUAUGUAACAUUAUUUUACCAUAGUAGUAGAUUAAGACAAAAUAAAACUGCCAUAUGUUCCUUUAAUUAGCUCUUUCACAUAUUUAAUUUAUUCAAAUUACAAAUAAAGUUUUGAAGUCAAACAUUCACUGUCAGUUAACCAGAAAAAAAAGGUGUUUUAUCACAUUCAUCACCCAGAUAUUAAAAUGUUUUAAUUUUAAUGUGAAGUGGUGGAGUAGCUAGAUAAACUAACUCGAUUUAGAACCUCUUCAGUUUGAAUAUGCCUGUGUUUUUGACUAGUUCAUUGAACAAAAAAAAAAAGAACAAAAAAGACUGGUGCACAGGUCCAGUCUCCAUCCAUCCAAGCCACAGGUAACACGUGAGAAUAUUUCAUGAAUGACAGGACGAUGAAUGAAUGUUCCGUGUAGCUGCUAUGAAACUUUUUUCAGGUGUUACGAAUGUGUGCUUUUAACCUGGUUUUGCCCCCCCCCCCCCGAGAUAAACAGCAGCCGCUGUUCUCAAGACUGCAGGAGUGACUGUUGUGUUCUGUGGUUGGUGGAUGCAUGUUCAAGGGACUUUUUCCAGUCUGCCUUGCACAGAAAUUUCCAGUGAGGAGAAUAUUACUUACGGCACAAGUGAUUAAUGAUGUGAUGUUCUUAUAUUGUCCAGUUCACUCCUGUGCAUACCUUUGAGUAAGAAGUGUGUUGAAGACUAAACAACAGGGAUGAGAUCCAUGUAUGUGGGAAUGCUUUUGUUGUACUCACAUGUUCAGUUAUGUGCUUGUGAUGAUGGUGAACCAGUGAGCUGCAGACUAUGUCACAGGAUGUGAUUUCACUUUAUAGGGGUUUGCAAAAAAAUAUAUAUACAGACAGGUGAGAUUCAGAUGCCUGCAAAACUAAAAUUAAGGGUUUACUGUAACGCUUCUCAUCCCAGAUAGAUGAACAUGAUAAAUAUUGAUGUCAAUAAGCUUGAAUCAAUUUGUUUAAAAUCCCCAUUAAAACACAACUGAUACUGGAAUUUACCUAAGGCGUAUUUUUGCAUAUAACAACCACACUGUCACUGUUGUGGUGACAAGCAGUAAUUUGUUUUUAUGGUUUAAGGAUUUUUUUAUUUAUGUAUUCCACAUUAUCUAUAAACCUCUUCGAUGCAUAAUUCUCUGGGCAUUUUAGAGUUUGUAGUAUUUACAGCUCAUGUGUCUUUUUGAGUUUACAAUGUAUGCUUCCAUCCAUGGCUGCAUUAUU